This is a messenger RNA of Pectinophora gossypiella (pink bollworm), 4179 nucleotides long. RefSeq names its product pre-mRNA-splicing factor ATP-dependent RNA helicase PRP16. The coding region runs from base 140 to 3733 and encodes 1197 amino acids. Gene Ontology annotation, biological process: mRNA splicing, via spliceosome. NCBI's taxonomy places the organism in Eukaryota, Metazoa, Arthropoda, Insecta, Lepidoptera, Gelechiidae. The transcript has 20 exons. Gene Ontology annotation, molecular function: RNA binding; ATP binding. The record is from RefSeq and is a predicted model, not a curated record. Gene Ontology annotation, cellular component: intracellular anatomical structure; spliceosomal complex.
GUGAUCGUUGUUGUUUUGGAUAACGCAAUGUUUUGCAAUUAAAUUAUUUGAAUUUCGCUAUGAAAACUGUGUUAAAACAAAUUUAGUGCAGUUCUUCAAAUCAUUUAUUGUUUAUCGGCAAUACUAAAACUUUACUACGAUGUUAGAGGACGACGAAAACUUGCAUCGUUUAGAAGGUACGUCGGGUGACGCUCCUGGCGGUUUAAUCAUCAAAAAGAAGGAGAACCCUGGUGAAUUUCAGUUUGCAAAGCCCUCGUUACUGGGCUUAGAUAAGCUAGCAGCUGCUAAAAGAAAGCAGAACCGUCUCAUAUCGUUUCAAAAUGAUGAUGAAGAGGCCGAGGGCGAAAGUGCCUCCACCAGUUCUAAAGAGCGUAAAUACAGGAGGCACAAUGAAGAAACUCCAACAUAUACUGGUGGUAUAUCAGAACAAGCAAGGGAACGCAUGUUGGAGCGAUUGCAGAGACGAGAAAAGGAAACAAAAGAGAAAGGUGUUCACAAUUCGACGUCAGAAGAAAAGAAAUCGCGUUCCAAGGAUGAAGAAGACGACCGUUACUAUCGUAGCAGAUAUGACAAAGAUAGAAAACGUGACUAUGACAGAAAAGACAAGGACAGGUAUAGGGAUAGUGAUAGGAGGGAUCGAGACAGGAAUAGAAGAAGAGACUCAGAAAGACGAGAUGACAGAGACAAAGAUAGGAAAGAUAGGAGUGAAAGAGACAGCUCUAGAAGAAGCUACUAUGAACCCAGAUUCAAAGAUGAACCAAGAACUCCGAGUAUGAAAGUCUUGAAACCUACAGACAAAACAGCCUGGGAUGACGAUGAUGAUGACCCUAGGGGUACAGUGCGUAAAUCUAGCUGGGACUUCCCGACUCCUCUGCCUAAAGAUGCGGGAACUUCUGAACGCUCUCAGAGAAGUGACAGAGGUGGACGUCCAAUGAGAGAUUAUAAAGGACGACCGUAUGAGAAUACUCCUAGAGCUACUCCGCAUAAGUUUGCAAGUUCAAGACGUGGGGCCGACGUUGACGACCCAGAGUGGGAAGAAGCUGAAAAGAAAUUAGACAGAGCCUGGUACAAUAUGGGAGAAGGAGAAACCGACGAGUCAGACCCAUUUGCCGGGACAUCAGCAGAGUACAUCGCACGCAAAGAAGAACAGAUAGUGAAGCGACAGAACCGCAAAGUGUCCGCCCAGAGACAACAGAUAGACAAGGACAACGAACUGUGGGAGCGGAACAGAAUGCUGACCAGCGGUGUUGUUCAUGCUAUCAACGUUAACAAUGAUUUGGAUGAGGAAAGCGUAGACCGGGUACAUCUCCUAGUCCACAACAUUGUUCCUCCUUUCCUCGACGGCAGAAUCGUCUUCACCAAACAACCGGAACCUGUUAUACCUGUAAAAGACCCGACGUCAGACAUGGCAAUAAACGCUCGGAAAGGCUCUGCGCUGGUCAAAGCGUUCAGAGAGCAGAAGGAGCGCAGGAAAGCGCAGAAGAAACACUGGAAGCUAGAGGGAACCAAGAUCGGAAACAUCAUGGGCAUACAGAAGGAAAAAGAAGAAUUAGAAGAUGGGCCCACUAAAGAGGCUUAUAAGUACGCUGAGCACUUGGAUAAAGAGGCCCAAGAACCGGAGUCCAAGUCAGACUUCGUGAAGAAGAAGUCGAUAGGAGAACAGCGGCGGUACCUGCCCGUGUUCGCGGUCAGGGAGGAGCUGAUGCAGGUUAUCAGAGAGAACAGCGUUGUUAUCAUUGUUGGUGAAACCGGCAGCGGCAAAACGACCCAGCUGACCCAAUACCUGCACGAGGAAGGCUACAGUCGUCUCGGCAUGAUCGGGUGCACGCAGCCGCGGCGCGUGGCCGCCAUGUCGGUGGCCAAGCGAGUGUCGGACGAGAUGAACACUAGGCUAGGCGACGAAGUGGGCUACGCGAUCCGCUUCGAAGACUGCACGUCCCCCUCUACCGUGAUCAAGUACAUGACUGACGGUAUCCUGCUUCGAGAAGGUCUGCGCGAGCCCGACCUCGACCAUUACUGCGCCAUCAUUAUGGACGAGGCGCACGAACGCUCGCUGUCUACGGAUAUGCUGUUCGGAUUGCUCAGAGAGGUGGUGGCUCGCCGCUCGGACUUGAAGCUAAUCGUGACGUCAGCAACCAUGGACUCCACCAAAUUCUCCACGUUCUUCGGCAACGUGCCCACCUUCACCAUCCCCGGACGCACGUUCCCGGUCGAAACAUUCUUCGCUAAGAAUGUCUGUGAGGACUACGUCGAUGGCGCUGUUAAACAGGCUCUUCAGAUCCACCUGCAACCUGAUGACGGCGACAUUUUGAUCUUCAUGCCAGGACAGGAAGAUAUUGAAGUUACUUGCGAGGUGCUAACGGAGAGGCUAGGUGACCUCGACAGCGCGCCCCCGCUCACAGUUCUACCGAUCUACUCGCAACUCCCAGCUGACUUACAAGCGAAGAUCUUCCAGCGCGCGCCGCCCGGACAGAGGAAGUGUAUCGUGGCUACUAAUAUUGCAGAAACCUCGCUGACGGUAGAUGGAAUUAUGUACGUCAUAGACUCAGGAUACUGCAAGCUGAAAGUGUACAAUCCCAGGAUUGGUAUGGAUGCUCUGCAGAUCUAUCCAGUGAGCCAAGCUAACGCCCGGCAACGCGCCGGUCGCGCGGGGCGCACAGGCCCCGGCAAGGCGUUCUGCCUAUACACGCAGCGCCAGUACCAGCACGAGCUGCUUGCGUCCACGGUGCCCGAGAUACAACGCACCAACCUGGCCAACACCGUGCUGCUGCUCAAGUCACUCGGCGUCGAAGAUCUACUCGCCUUCCACUUUAUGGAUCCACCUCCGCAGGACACGAUCCUGAACUCGAUGUACCAGCUAUGGAUCCUGGGCGCGCUGGACGGCACGGGCGCGCUGACGGCACUAGGCCGCCAGAUGGCGGAGUUCCCCCUCGACCCACCGCAAUGCCAUAUGCUCAUCGUGUCCGCAGAGAUGGGCUGCAGCGCUGAGGUGUUGAUCAUUGUGUCAAUGCUGUCAGUACCAUCAGUGUUCUACCGGCCUCAGGGUCGCGAAGAGGAAGCAGAUUCAGUGAAAGAGAAGUUCCAAGUGCCCGAGUCUGACCACCUCACGUUACUUCACUUGUACAAUCAGUGGAAGUCUAACAACUACUCAAGCUCGUGGUGCACGGAGCACUUCGUGCAUGGCAAGGCGAUGCGCAAGGUGCGCGAAGUGCGCCAACAACUGAAGGACAUCUUACAACAACAACGCCUGCCGUUAGUGUCUUGCGGCACUGAUUGGGACACUGUGCGGAAGUGUAUCUGUUCAGCCUACUUCCAACAAGCAGCGCGCCUUAAAGGCAUAGGCGAAUACGUGAACUGCCGCACUGGCAUGCCGUGCCACUUACACCCGACGUCAGCCUUGUUCGGGCUGGGCAACUCGCCGGACUACGUGGUCUACCACGAGCUCAUGAUGACCACCAAGGAGUACAUGCAUUGUGUCACCGCCGUCGACGGCCGCUGGCUGGCGGAACUCGGGCCUAUGUUCUUCUCCGUCAAGGAGACCAACAAAUCAAACCGCGACAAACGCAAGGAAGCAGCAGUACACCUCCAAAGAAUGGAAGAAGAGAUGAAAGCCGCAGAACAGAAGAUGGUAGAAGAUAAGAAGAUCAGGGACCAAGAUGUGCCGGUCAAACAGGAGAUAGCCACGCCGGGGCUCAAUACUCCUAGACGCACGCCGCACAGGCUAGGGCUGUAGAUGCAAGGAAAGUAAUGGUAUUUAAAGCUAAAUAAAUAGCGUGGUUACUCAGUUCAUCUUGUUACUUCAGGACCCCGAUACUGACCCCGCCGGCGUGGUCGACGAUUUCCCUCAUUCAGCGCUUAUCGCUAUCGACCCACUAGGGUCGAUUAAUUCUUUCAAAUAUUUUUCCUCUCAGACGACGCCCUGAGCCGAGGUUCGCGCCCAACUGGGCACCCUCAGGCUGUUGUCUUAAACGUUGUACCGGGUGAGAGCCUUCAGCGCUCCCCAUUUGUCCGGCCAAGUAGUUAAUGCCAUCUGCGGCAAAUCUACAAUAAAUCACGUCAAUAAAAAAAAAUCAGUUCAUCUUGCGAUGGAUGUACCUUGGGGAUAUACUGGUGGGCUCAGUGGCGGCCCUAGGGUGGUGAGAGGUGUGCCACCGCACCGGGCGCCGAAAUGGGGGGGGG